AUGGCCGCUGCAGGGACCUGCUCCGCGUGCGGCGCUCGCCCAUUCCACUUUGAGUGUGUAUCGGACUACACAGAAGAGAACGCGGGCCUGCAUACCAGCAGCGGCAAGGCUCGAGAGAAGGGCAGGUUUUACGCCAGGAACCGCCCUCAGGACCUAUUUGCCCAGAACCGAACGCGCAAGCCCCAGGGGUGCCCCAACCCAGACUGCUCAGGCAUGAUGGUGGAUGCCGAACUCAUAAAGAGAAAAAAUGCAGCCCCGCCUGUGGCAGAGCCGGCGCCACCCGCUCCGCCUGCCAAGCGCCCCGCCGCUCAGAAGCAGCCGGCGGCGGCGGCGGCGCAGAAACCGCAGCAGGCGCCGGCAGCUGCGGCCAAGACACCGGCUAACCCCGCCCUCGCCAAGGAAGCGACAAACCCGGCCGGCAGUCAGAGCAACAAGGCUGGCGUCGCUGCCGCCACCAGUGCUGGCGGUGCCAGCCGACCCAGUGCUGGGGUGGUUGGUAGCAGCACUAGCAUGAAGGCAGCAGGAGGCACUGGUGGCGCCCCCCUGAGCAGGUCUGGGAGCUCUGCCAGCAACAGCCACAGCGCCAGCGCUGCCGCCACCAGUGCGUCUCAAAAGCAGCAGUUGCAGCAGCUGCGGGCUGCUGCUGCCUCAGCCCGUGCCACCAUCAUCGGCAUUGGGUGGUUUGGCAGCAGCCCAGGUAGCAGCCCCCGCAACCAGCCCGCCGUGAGGCGACCGCAGUCUGGCAGCAGCACCAUUGGCGGCACAUUUGCGGCGCUGGCUGGCUCGGCUGAGCCCCCAGAGUGGCAGGGAGAGUCGGAGGGAGAGGAGUUGGAGGCUGAGGCGGUGCCAGUACCGAGCCCCAGCGAGGCAGCAGGAGAGGCGCUGUCGGCAGAGGCAUGGCCCGCGCUGGGCUCCACCGUGGCAGGUGCCCGCCCCGACCCGCGGGAAGCACGUGGGGAGGGGGAGGGCGCAGGCGGCAGCGAAGACGGGAAGGAUGCGGCGCGGCAGGCAGCGCCGAGCGCUGGGAGUGCGGGCGCCGCGCUAGUGGCGGCGGCAGGGCCUGAAGGCGGCCUGGGGCGGUGGCAGGCGCCGGCAGCAGCCACAGGGACGGAGCCUGCCUGGCAUCCGUGGGCGGAGCGUCAGCAUGCCGGCCCGCGGCCCGCCGUGGCUGCCGGUGCGCCCGGCGGCGGCGGCGGCCAGUGUGCUGCCACCCCCGACUGGGCAGCCCCAGACCCAGCCCCAGACCCCCUCCAUCAGCCAGAGCCUGCUCCGUCACCCUCAGGCUUUGAGGACGGGUACGCCGCAGGCCUGGCUGCCGCCCUGCGCUGCCAGCAGGAGGACCUCCAGCGGCGGUGGCAGUCGGGGCAAGAACUGUGGCAGCAGCCUCCGGCGCCGGCGCCCUCACACGUGGCAGAAGAGCACCUGCAGGCGCAGCCCUGUGGGACGCGCAGCUUGUGGCAGGCGCCGUUGCCGGUGCAGGAGCAGGCGGGCGUCGGCGAGCAGCCGGCGUGGGGCGUGCAGGCGGCACCCGCGGCGGCGGUGCCGGGCCAGGGUGAUGACGAGGCAGAGCGACAGCGCAACCGAAACCGCAGCGCAGCUAGCACGCCUGCAGGCAUGGACGGGUCCUGCCACAUCCUGGCCUCCAGCGAUGCGCAGCCCUCGGGCGCCGCCAGCGGCAACGCAUUUGGUGCGCUGCUGCAAGUGGCAGAAGUGGCGGCGGCGCAGGAUAGGAACCUGCGGGAGCCAGGUGAGAGGACGCCAGCCGCCCACCAGGCUUCUCGGCAGCGCAGCAGCCACCUGCAGGCGGAUUUUCAGCACCACCACCGGCGGCUCCGGGGCAGGCAUGGGCCCGCCGCAUCCGCCAGCAGCUCAGGCUGCGCGGCCACGCAGCAACGCACCAGCAUGCCGCAGCUGCCAGCCUCACAAGCGCUUGCAGCGGCCAGCCAUGGUGGGCGGCGCCACGAGGCGAGCGUGUCUGCGCCUGGCAGCCGCAAGCGGCCCAGCAUCACAGAGGCGGGCUCCGAGUCGCCGCCCCUGAAGCGCAACCCCAGCCUGCAGCUGCUGCAGCAGAUGCAGCAGCUGCCCGGCUGGACUGAGCAGCACAAUGUUGAGCUGCAGAAGCAGCUGCGCACCCUGCUGCUCCUGCAGCAGCUGCAGGCGCAGACGCAGGCGGCGCCCCAGCACCGCCACCCCCCGCAUCCCCUGGCCGGUGCCGCCCUUGCCCGCAUUGCCAGCGCCAGCGCACUGCACCUGCCAGAGUCGCCCCACCUGCAGCAGUUCCACCGCUCAGCCUCCUUCAGCGGCGCCCUGCCCUCGCCGCCGCGCCCAGGCAGCGCCGCCGCCGGCUCCAGCCACAACGCCGCCCAGCUGGCAGCGAUGCUGCAGCAGAUCAACCUGCUGAGCCAGACCGACACCACCCAGGCGCAGCAGGGACUGCACCAGCAGCAGCAGGCUGCCACCGCUCUGCCAACUCCGGCAGCAGCGGCGGCAGCAUGUUGGAGCGCCCCAGGGCCCCCAGCCCCCGCACCCUGCAGCUGA
Molecule: messenger RNA, 2538 nt
Organism: Chlorella variabilis
Lineage: Eukaryota; Viridiplantae; Chlorophyta; Trebouxiophyceae; Chlorellales; Chlorellaceae
Exons: 10
Coding region: 1-2538 (845 amino acids)
Source: RefSeq, a predicted model, not a curated record